UCGUAGCAUCACAACAAACUACGCGAGGCCCCCUGCUCGUGUUUUGGCUUAUCCGGUGCGCCCUAUGCAAGCAGGUCACAACUGUUGCUGCUGCCAUCCCAAAGAGAGCGAGGGCGUAGCCGCAGCUACAUUAAGUGCACAGUUCUUGUUGAUGAAGAACUUAAAGUUAUCGUCCGGUAAGUGUUGUUUCUUGUAAGUGCACUUGCAUACUUAACAAGGAUAAGUAACAAACGGUAAAAACCAGCUCCCACAAGUAACAAACGCCACAGAACGAUCAUCACAAGAACAUGUUCGUCCGAGGUUUAGACGUGUCGCCGCCGCAGCGGGCCCUGAACGGGGGUCGGGAGACCAUGACAAACCUCCGGGCGCUGAACGUUCCCUCGCUGUUCACGGGGAAAACUGGGUGUAGUAUUCCCAGUCUGCAACAUUUUCUCCGGGACGACGAGCGGCUUGGUAUAGAUUCAGUCAUAUAGAGAAGAUCAAGAUUUAGCCACAUACAACGUAGAAACAUUUUCAUCUAUGCUUGGCUUCUCUUUUCACAAUAAGAAUAAACGUUGAAACUUUUUUACCACCUGCACUUCGUUUAUCCAAGCUGGACCGCCACUGAGCAACAUGCAUCCACAACUACAGAUCCGAAGGAAACCCGCACCAGUUUUUUGUCACGGGACCGCAAGGUCGCGAAAAACGUGGUGUUUGGCACGAUGGCGCGGCCCUGUUCGCUGCCGACCUUGAAACCGAUGGUCUUGGACGAACUGCAACAAGAUUACACGUCGUCCGCCUCCCCGAAAAAGACGCGGCCACGAGCCGCCGGGGGCAGCCCGCCCAGGGUAAGCGUGUAGUAGGUCGUGUGUGUGUGUUUUGCUGGCGACCUAGACCACCUUUUCUUCGGUUUAUUACAACAACAUCAAGAGUUAUCGAGGAUCAUGGCCAUUGGAUGUAUCUAUGCAUUGUAAGUACUACGUGGCGACUCCGACUGCGAUCGCGAUUAUGCAAUUCUGAACCAAGUCCUUCUCUAUUUCUUGAAAUGACCUCACUACAUCGCAGGGUUUCGUCCGCCAAUGGGUGAACGUGCGACAGCAGCUGCGUCAGUUGAACGGCGAGGUCGCGGUGCCCACGAGCCAGGAGCGCUUCCCCUGCGUUUCCCACACCCCGGGCCCAGGGACCUACGAUCUCGUGGCGGAGGCCGCACCCGUGUUGACAAUCGGGGGCAGCAGUGGUGCGUCGUCCUCGUCUACCGGUUCGAAUCACCAAGGACAAUUAUAUCAAGGUGCUGGGGCGAGCUCCAUUGGCGGCGGAGCAGGUUCAAGUACUAUCGGCGGCUCGUCGUCAUCGGGCUCAGGUUCAUCAUCUUCUUCAUCGUCAAAAAGCAAAGCGCUUCCGUCGUACACGCCAGAAGACCCCCUGGCGCACAAGUUCGCGGAAACGAAGAAGAAAUUGUUGCACGGCCGCGACAAGACCGAAUUCCAGUGCUUCGGCAGCUUCGCGGACCGGGGGCUGAGCGCCAGCCCCUUGAAGCAGCACGAGAAGAAGCAGAAGCCGCGGAGAAGCAAAAGCAAGAACACAACAUCUUCCAAUUACGUCCCCGUCACCGGGGCCGCAGGAGGCGGCACAAACACAAACAGCAACAAUAGUUUCAUGCCUUCCUACUACACCAUGACGCAAAUGGGCAACGGCGGCGGCCAGAACAGCUCGUCGCAGCUAUCGCCGUCUCUCAACAACUUCGGCGCGCCGUCACCGGGACCAGCUGCAUCCGCUGCGCUCCAGAACAACGGUCCGGCAUACUCGUCACCGCCGCAUGCUGGGGGAGGGAAAAAUGGAGGCUCAUCUCUGGGUAAAAACCAUCCGCCCAAGCAAGUAGCCGGCGUGCCCGCAUCCCUCAUGCCGGCGCCGGCGUUCCAGAUCCACGGCAAGCCGAGCCCUCACCGAGGAAAUCUGGACCGCAGCAAGAUGGGGCUGAUGCAGCCCGAUUUUUGCUUCGACGACCACGACGGCAACCCCACAGGAAACAACAACUACAGCACGCCUUUUGUCUUCGCCGCGGAGGGCAGCAAGGCUGGGAUUCAGCAGCCGGAGCAGCAGCCAGUGGGGCGGCGAAUCUCGGAGGACACCAAAAAUCGGUUUGAAAUUUCCAUGAACAAGUCCAAGUUCCCGCGCCCGGAUAUCGCGAAUUUACCAUACGAUUUGAGUUGAAACGAACCUCCCGCGAUGUACUUCCAUACCUACGUAAAGGUAAAAUGAAAAUGAAAUAAAUAAAAAGCACUCUGCCCAGUUUCGUCAACCAGUUGUCCACCACUGUAUGAUGGCCGUGGCCCCACCAGGCGACAGCGUUCUACAGAUAAAGUGUUGUUAGAAGAAUUCAGUUGGGCCAUAGUGGAACAAAAUUCAAUGAACGCAAUGCAACGAUGUGGCUCGCCUUUCUAUAAGAGUUGUGCACAGUGAUGUCCUGCUCAGUGACGCCCGAGCAACAGAGGUGGGAAUAUUAAACAAGAGGUGUUAGAGCAAGUCGCGCAACAAGGUUGCCGCCGGUUGUAU
Messenger RNA from Amoebophrya sp. A120, 2532 nucleotides. NCBI's taxonomy places the organism in Eukaryota, Dinophyceae, Syndiniales, Amoebophryaceae. The record is from the annotation of a GenBank genome assembly.